This is a messenger RNA of Diceros bicornis minor, 2478 nucleotides long. RefSeq names its product hydroxyacyl-thioester dehydratase type 2 (gene HTD2). Bases 11 to 517 code for a protein of 168 amino acids. The record is from RefSeq and is a predicted model, not a curated record. The transcript has a single exon. NCBI's taxonomy places the organism in Eukaryota, Metazoa, Chordata, Mammalia, Perissodactyla, Rhinocerotidae.
GUGCUGCAAGAUGUUCCCAGUAAUUUCCAGCCAUUGCCUUUGGUGGGGUGGGCUUCAGAGGAGAAUCCGCCUAAACCAAGCAGUGUUAAGCAGGCAGCACUUUCAGCAUAUGCACAUCAGAGUUGGAGACCGGGCUGAACUCAGCAGGGCUUUCACACAGAGGGACGUGGCUACCUUCUCAGAAUUAACGGGAGAUGUCAAUCCUUUGCAUUUAAAUGAAGAUUUUGCAAAACACACCAAGUUUGGAAAGACAAUUGUACAUGGAGUUUUGAUCAAUGGACUUAUUUCAGCUCUACUGGGUACUAAAAUGCCAGGGCCAGGUUGUGUAUUUCUUUCCCAGGAAAUUAAAUUUCCAGCCCCUUUAUAUGUUGGAGAAGUUGUUUCAGCUUCUGCAGAAGUGAAAAAGCUGAAGCGGUUCAUUGCUAUUAUUGCGGUGUCAUGUUUUGUAAUAGACAGUCAAAAGACUGUUAUGGAAGGCUGGGUUAAAGUUAUGGUCCCAGAAGCUCCCAAAUCCUGAAAUAUGUGUUUAAAGAUGCAAAUUCAGGCAUUAAUAUUAUUGUUAUUGAAGAGUCUCUGAGGAAAACAGGGAUUGCUGCUUUUCACCAAGGUGUGGCUGAGAGAUCCAGAACCCCAUACAGGGGGAGGGGAACAGGUAGAGGGGUGUUCAGAUGUCUACUUUCCAAUUUGGCCUUAUGCUUCACACGGAUGUGAGUAUAUUCAUCAUUUGUCUAGGUUUUUAAAAAUGACAAAAGUAUUGGGAAAUUUUUCAUUUAGCUAAAGGUUCUGCUUUUAGGAUUUGAAACCUAGUUAGAUUUGCAUAAAAGUAAUAAACCUACCUAUAUCUGUGUAGAAUAUAAGUUUCUCACUGCAUUUGUAACUAGCUGGCAUUUAAUUAUUGAAGGCAACAAUAGAAGUUGGGUCAUCUUUGAGCACCUACCUUUUACCGGUAAAUAUUCUUAGUUCCUGUUUUUCAGCAGUUUCCAGGUCAGAGUUUAUUGUAAUUUGUUACUGUUUACACCAAGCUGGCAUCUUGCUCAACCUUCAGUGGCACUUGCCUUUCACAUGGUUUUCCUGAAUUGAGAGAAGGGCUUGUGUGCAGGUUUGGACUCAGUUAUGUAAAAUCUUUCAGCCUAGCUACAAGUAGCUAAGCCGAGGCCUAGCCUGUGAAUAGUAGCUAACUGUUAUUGUCCAUUCUCCCCUGUGAAUGAGAUUAGAGGUUGUCCAGAGUUUAAAGCUAACUGGCCCACAGUUAAACAGAAAACAGACCAAUCUUUCAGGACGUCAACCAAUCUCUAUUGGUAUUCUAAACCUGGAACAGAUCUUGAAUGCAAAGUUUCUAUUUUAGUAAUCCAGAUUAUUUUUUCCCUCCCUUGAAAAUAUUGUGGGUUGUUCCCCUCCAUUAUAUAAAUAAUGUUUGUGUGUUGUAAAAUAUUAAAAGAAAUAAAAAGUAUAAGGAACACAUGGAGGCCAACUUCUUAAGAGCUGAGGGGUAUUGAAGACAUUGUGCCUCAUGUGUUAGUACUAAAUGGUCAUCUCCAACACAGCCAUCACUUUUAAGACAAGAAUCUAUAAUGGAACAUACAUGUGGUCUACCUGUGCUCUGUGGUUUUAGACAGUGUCUCUAAACCACAGCUAGAUGCUUUGAUCAGGAAGGUAAGAUCAAGUUUAAUUGGUUGGAUCAACCCAUGUUACCUGGAAAAAAAUUUUUUCUCCUGCUGGUGGAUCAGUAACUAGAUUAUUUAUUUAUUUAUUUAUUUUACAUCAAGGGAUCAGUUAAAUGGAUUACUAGAAAGAAUUAUUCUAGUCACUAGAGGGCAGUGAUGCAUAUAAAUAAAGUGUUUUAAAAUGGUUUAAUAUUGUACCAUACUCUAGUUUGUGACGGUGAGAUGAAAAGACCAAAAUCCAUGUGAGAAGCAAGGAUGCCAUUCUCAUGAGUUUCAGAACAGGCAGCAUGUGCAGGCUCAGAUCCACCUGAAGAAAGCUUAUUUACAAGUGAAAUACUACACAUGCUGAAAAUUUGAUAUAACACUGGAAAAUGAAGUGGGGAACUUGAGGCACAAAAGAGGGACUCGAAGCCGAGACUGCCUACUCCUGCAGAACUCAUUCUCUGGCCUUGGCAGCAGUCUUGAAGUAGAGUCCAUAAAUGGAGGGUGCUGUGAUCAUCAACACUGAUAGCUACUAUUUUUUCAAGGUCUGAUGAGCCAAUUUUCUACAUAAACUAAUCCUUGAAACAACGUUGUGAAGUUAAGUUAACGUUGUUCCAUUUUAUAGGUAAGAAGACAGUCUGAUGCUGUGUGACUUGCCCAAGGUUGUACAGUUAGCGUGCAGUAGAGCUGAGAUUCAAACUGGGGCCUGCCUUGCUCCAAAGCAUUUCUUUUUUCUAUCACCCUUGGAUCUUACAAUGUUCCUAUUACAGGAGCACUGUCAGUUUCUAUAAUAGUAUCUUGUUAUGUGGCAUUAAAGUAUUUGGAACCACCA